Molecule: messenger RNA, 1652 nt
Organism: Thalassophryne amazonica
Lineage: Eukaryota; Metazoa; Chordata; Actinopteri; Batrachoidiformes; Batrachoididae
Gene: slc22a7a
Product: solute carrier family 22 member 7a
Exons: 10
Coding region: 12-1652 (546 amino acids)
Biological process (GO): transmembrane transport
Cellular component (GO): membrane
Molecular function (GO): transmembrane transporter activity
Source: RefSeq, a predicted model, not a curated record
AUCUGGUGACCAUGAGGUUUGAAGAGGUCCUGAACGAAGUCGGUGGCUUCAACGCGUUCCAGUUCCUGGUGCUGCUCAUCCUGUGCUUCCCCCGUGCCAUCCUUCCUCUUCACUUCCUCCUGCACAACUUUGUCUCGGCUACCCCGCCUCACCGCUGUGCCCUCAGCAUCUCCGAGGCUGGUGACAGGAAUUUCGAGGCAUCGGACCUGGAAGUGUUGGCCCUCAAAAUCCCCCGCCGGGACAACGGCUCCUUCAGUUCCUGUGAAGUCUACCAUCCCCCGGUGUCCUUUGACUUAGGCCAUGAAAACAGGACGGCUCCCUGUCCGGACGGUUGGGUCUAUGACCAAUCACAGUUCAUCUCAACAACUGCCAGUGAGUGGGAUCUAGUUUGUGACAAUAAACAGCUGAACAAAGUCCUCCCCACCUACUUCUUCCUUGGGGUGACGGGUGGCGCUCUUCUGUUCGGACAGCUCUCUGACAGGUUUGGUCGUAAGUCGAUGCUGCUAGUGGCGUUGUUUUCUGCCACCGUCCUAGGAGUGACCACGGCCUUCUCCACAUCCUACGUCAUGUUUGCCAUCUCCAGCGCGCUUCGCGGCGUGGCCCUCAGCGGCAUGUCCAUUAUCACCGUGGUCCUCGCGAUCGAGUGGACGGACAUUCAGCACCGGACCUUCACUGGUACAAUCAUGAGUUUGUCGUGGAGCAUCGGUAACAUGCUCCUGGCCCUGCUAGCAUACUUAAUCCGUGACUGGAGGAAGCUGAUGCUGGUGGUGACGGCACCAUGCGGCGCUGCCAUCGUGUCCUGGUGGUGGCUUCCUGAGUCGGCACGCUGGCUGCUGGUGAACGGUAGAACCGAAGAAGCUAAACGUUUCCUGGUUCAGUGCGCCAGGAUGAACGGGAAGAAUGAGCACACAUGCAAACUGGAGCCUGAGGUGCUAGAAGCGGUGAUGGUGGCCGAGGUGGCCGACAAGAACCAUUCCUACCUGGAUUUGUUUCGAACACGCCAGCUGAGGAAGAUCAGCCUCUGCGCUGGAUUGUUCUGGUUUGCGGUGGCUCUGCUCUACUACGGGAUCAGCUUCAGGAUCUCUGGUUUUGGCGUCAACAUCUAUCUCACUCAGUUCAUCUACAGCGCCGUGGAAGUACCCGCGAAAAUCCUGACCUUCUACAUUCUGGACUGGAUGGGCCGGCGGAAUGGCCAGGCUUCGUUUCUGAUCCUGACGGGAGCUCUAAUCGGAAUAAACACAGGAAUCCCUCUUGAGUACGUCCUGCUCCGCACGUGUCUCGCUGUGGUGGCGAAGGGUUUGUCUGAGGCAGCGUUCACCACCGCCUUCCUCUACUCAGCUGAACUUUAUCCAACCGUCCUCAGGCAGUGCGGUCUGGGCUACACCUCGUGUCUGGGCCGGUUCGGGAGUUGUCUGGCUCCGGUCAUCAUGCUUCUGGAAGACAUCUGGGAUCUUCUGCCUCCACUGAUCUUUGCUGGAACAGGGAUCAUCAGCGGCAGCUUGGUCUUCCUGCUUCCCGAAACCCUCAAUGUCCCUCUGCCCGAAAACAUCAUUGAUGUCGAGGAGGGAAGACACAGACAAAAGGAAGCCGCCGGAUCACCAGUGACUGACGUGAGCAGCGAGUGCAAAGACACGGCAGUGGCGCUCAGCUGA